Ruditapes philippinarum (Manila clam) is the source of this 2936-nucleotide messenger RNA. RefSeq lists its product as uncharacterized. Gene Ontology annotation, molecular function: protein binding. The transcript has 11 exons. The record is from RefSeq and is a predicted model, not a curated record. The coding region runs from base 177 to 1775 and encodes 532 amino acids. NCBI's taxonomy places the organism in Eukaryota, Metazoa, Mollusca, Bivalvia, Venerida, Veneridae.
AUUUUACCUCUUUUCAAUCGUAGUCAAGCUUGGCAUUACCCUGGUGGAUAGAAAUUGAUUUCUUGUGUCAUAUAACAAAUUGGAAAACCCAGAUUCGCACGGAGGAUAUUAAACUUAUAAACUUAAGCUUUUCUUUUUGUUAAUUAACUGGAUAUCAUCAUAAAGGAAUUUCAGGUAUGUUUGCAAAAGUACUUCAACCCUUUUUUGGAGCGUUCAUUGGACAAUACAUCAUAAUGAAUGCAGCACAAUUCAAGAUAAAUAAUAAUUAUCAAAGAACUGAUGCUGGCUCUUGGAACGAAACGAGUGUUGAUAUGAUGUGUCCAAAAGGGACCAGGUUAACAAUGGUUUCUGUGUGCAAAGUCUGGGAUGCACGGAUAAAGAUCUUUAAAAAGGCUACAGAGGAAAAUGCAGCUAUAGUAUACAGAUACUGUAAUCCCUACAAACAUAAAUUGUUUAUAUUGACAAACGAGACAGAUCCCUGCACCUUACGGCUGAACAAGCUAUGUCCUGCUAGAAUGGAUAGAUUAUCAGAUUGUUCUUGUGCUGAAAAAUGUAAAGAAGGGUGGGUGAGAGAUCCUAUGGGCGAUUUUAAAUGCAAAUUAAACGAUACUAAUAUACCAAUCCAUUCUAAUAAACAAACUAUACCAACCAAUAUUGAGGAGAACUUCCAAGUAACAAACCUGACUGUUAGUGCACAUUAUUCCAAUUUACGUGUGGCAUGGUGUGUGGCAAUUGGGGCAGAGAUCAGUUUGAAGCACAUAGAGCUAACAUACCGAGCUUCAGGCAAUGCAACUAUUAACGACAUGCCAAACUUACAUCCCGAAGGUGAUUGCCAAUGUCACGAUGUUAGGAAUUUAAUGCCAGGAAAGAAAUACAUUAUCAGUCUCAGUUUUAUGAUUAGGUAUUUUUAUACCGAUGACGUCAUAGUUCCUGUUAAGAUGUUAAAAAGUGGAGUGACAACACCAAAGCCUGUUGAAGAAUUGAAUGCAACGUUAACUGGUAAAACAGUCACCCUAGAGUGGUAUAUUCCAGUUAACUGCCACUUUGAUAAAUUUUUGGUGGAAGAAAAAGGAAAUGUGAUUGAAGCGUAUGACACAAGGUACUCUGUUACAUUAUCUGAUGCAUUUCCCGGAGAAAAAUAUACAUGGCGUGUGUCUACAAUCAGCAAUGGCGUUAAGAGCAGCACACGUGAAGUCGUGAUCAUUUUACCACCGCUACCACCUGAUGAGUUACACGAGUUCUUAGUGCGGGGAGGCGAUCUGGAUUCUGAGAGGGAAAUAAUCUGGUUCAAAAACGACGCAAUGAGUAAAGUUGAAGGUUAUUAUGUAAGCUAUAACUCUACAGCUGCAGGAAUUAGUAGGAGGGAUAUAUAUGUGGCUGUUCCAUAUGCUCAAAAUAAAAUAAGGUAUCAGUUGGUAGACCUUAAACCUGGCAUGCAAUACGAUAUUACAGUAAUCAGUCAAGUGGACGGUGUGAAUUCAACAUAUCCAACACGGCGGCUCAUAUCAAUCCCAUAUGAUGACGUUGUUAAAGAUACACUGCUUUUUGCGCUGAUAUGUAUGAUUGUUCUACUACUGUAUUUACUUGUCAAACAAUACGAUGCACUCGUCAGCAGCAACAACAACAAUAAAGCUCCAGAAAAAGUUCAUAUUGUAAAUAAAAAGUACGGGAAUAUUACGAAGAUAAGAUCAAAGCAUGUGACAGCAAACAUUAACAAAACCGAUGAUAACAUUCCUCCUGACAGUCCUGCAGAAAGUAGUGAGGACGAAAUAUAGUGUCAGCAACACAGAGACGAUUUAUUUGAUAGAAAAGCUUGUUUUGAGCAAAAUAAACAAACACUAUUGAUAGUAAUGAAAACAGGACACUGUUACCAUGGAGAAACUGCACUCGUUUGUCUUAUUCUCAUUUUUACAGCACAUUUUAAAUAGUUAAGCAAAUGCUAAGCAAAUAAGAAGUUCCGAUCAAAAUAGAACAACCAUUUCGAUAAGAUAAACUCAUGUAGUACAUAAGUUCCAUACGAAAGCUCAUCUUCAUGUUUUUCAAGACACAAGAAAACAAAUAUAUGUCAGGAGAACAUUUAAACAUUUCAAAGAAGCCGACUUUCUUGUGAGUUAUGCUCAACAUUUUUUUAAAAUUUUUUCUUUUGUGAUACCUUUGUCAUCAUCAUACAUUUAAAUAUGCUCAUUUAUGUUUCGCUUUUUCUAAUAUUCACGAUUGAUAUUAUUCUAUGAAUGUCUGUACAUGAGAUUACCUGCUGCUGUAUACUUUUUUACUUUUGUUAGAGUGAUAGUAUUAGUGUUGUAAAUAAAGUUUUGAAUUGUAAAUACUCAUGGAAGAACGUAUUGGAACAUGUUUAUUUCAUCUCACACUGUUCAACUUUUAUUAUACAUGUAUGUACUAUUUAUGCAUAUGUAAAAUGAUUAUGUACUUGUUGUACAAAUCUUUAGUAAAUUGUUUGUUUCUAUAAAAUAAGCAAUGUUUUAAUUAUUUAAAGCAUUAAAAUAUUCAUACAACACAUUAUUAUACCCACUUUUUUCAAUCCAGUUUUCAUUCUAUAAAACAUCCCAUUUAAAGCCUUACACACUUAUCUGCUCUGAUAGAAAAUGUUAAAAGUCCUGUGAAGAAUGCUUAUGAUGUGAAGAAAGAACUUAAUUAAAUAAGGAAUGUACGAGGUUUUUUCCAUGCAUCAAAACUAUGCAACAGUAGUAUUUACUUAAAAAUUAAAAUGAUUUUAUAAUAUCACAUUCUCUACAUGUAUAUAUCUAACAAGUGUUUAUUUUUAUACAGCUGGCUUUUGAAACUUCUGUAAAUUUGAGACCAUAUAAUUAUGUUUAUAUAUUGACGUUUGUUAAAUUGUAUUUAAUGAAUUGAAAAUUCCUUAUUGUAAAUAUAUAUAAGCCUUGUUCUAUUCUAUCUAUAUAAUUAAAAUAUUUGUG